AUGGACGUGUAUUUUCAAUUGCCGCAUUGUGAAAUAAAUGAAAAUGUUUUAAAAAAUGUUCAAUCGGCUGUUUUAAAACAACGUAUCACACAUAUUAUAGAUUGUGAAGCGUAUACAUGGCGUAAGAAGCAUUUUUUACGUGAAGUUUCGGUAUUAUGUCGAAAUACAAAUAUUAUUACAACGUAUCAGAUAUACAUUCCAAACGUCAAGCUGUUUGAUGAAAAUGAUCGCGCAAUCCUUUACCAAAUAAGGGUAAUACAUGGUCUACCUAUUCAAAGACAUCGUAUUGAUGCUAAUUUUUAUCACUAUCAGGAAAUACAGGAUAUGUUGUGUAAAAUAUUUGAAAAAGCCGAUCUCGUAGCGUACAAAGGUGGAAAUAUUGAACGUGAUUUAUUAAAUAGAUUGAAUAUACCGUGUAUUAAUAUGGAAAUUUUAGGAUGUCCCAAAUAUGAGUGUCUAUUGACAAGGUUCAAGGUGAAACAUGAAUGUUGCCCCUAUCAUAUAACAGGUGAAUAUCAUUGUUCGCGACACGAAGUGAAAUUAUUUGGACAGUUUUUAGAGACACUAUGAAUUGUUAUAACGUACCACUAAAUCUUAGUGCAUUAGGUGUGUUACUUGAAAAUUAUUCUUAUGAUCCUGUGCUAUGGUCUUUGUAUGCAACAUGUCAGUACUUGUAUGCCAAAAAGUUUGAGGAAGUGAAAAAUGGUCUAGGCGUAAAGGAAAUUCGUAUUAAACGGUAUUCUGCUGCCGAGACGUAUACGCUAGUAAAGAAUCCUGAAACGGAUCAAUUGUCAGUUAAAAAAAAAUCACUUGUGUGGUUAAAGGGUAUUUUGGGUGGUGUUCAUGAUUUGAUUUUAGUUGAUCCCGAUAAAAAUCACUAUGCAGUGGUCGUGCUUGAGAACAAUAAACGUGUCAGUUCGAUCGGCUCUGAUGAAUAUGAAAGUGAUGAUGAUGCUCGUGAUGGUCGUCCUGAAAAAUCAUUUUACAUUAUUCCUGCAGAAUGGCUGCCCUAUGUAUACGUACGCGUGGUAGACAAUGUAUGGAGUAUGUAUUUGGCGAAAUCAAAGUUUUGUUGUCGCCAGAUUUUGAAGCGCGGUGAUGUUAUGGUUGUACGUCGUGAUUCUAUCAAUAUUAAACAAGAGUAUGUAGUUUCGCAAGACUACUUUCAUAUCGGGGUCGGCGCGUGUAAUGAACAAAUUCACGAUGUACUUUCCGAUGUGGGUAUAUUUGUGAAUGCAAAACAAUUAUACGAUGCGGUUAUUCGACAGGCUGAACCCUAUGGUAAAGAAAGAGAGGUGAUUUAUGCGUUGGGGGUCCAUGAGGCUAUAUUUCCGUUUGGUAAUAAAAACUGAAAGGAAAAACUUUUAAAUUAAUUAUGCGACAUCUUUUAGUGUGUCGUCGUUGUAAUGUAUUUGUUGAUAAAUUAGUAGAAAUGCUUUGUAUGUGUUUAGUUGAGAAUGAUAGUUUAAAUUCAAUUAUGAAUAGCGCUGGUGGUGAUAAGCUUUUAGGAGGGUCUAUACCCUGUUUUACAUAUAUUAUGGACGGUGAUUUUGAAAUUAUGCGUCGGGAUGCUUAUAGAGCCCCGUUAAAGAUGGCUGAAGUAUGUGAUAGUAUUUGUGUAGAAAUUAUUGAUCCAUUUUUUGAAAAAUAUCAUUGA
This is a messenger RNA of Paramuricea clavata, 1657 nucleotides long. Lineage: Eukaryota; Metazoa; Cnidaria; Anthozoa; Malacalcyonacea; Plexauridae. The record is from the annotation of a GenBank genome assembly.